Messenger RNA from Paramecium tetraurelia, 297 nucleotides. RefSeq lists its product as uncharacterized. Lineage: Eukaryota; Ciliophora; Oligohymenophorea; Peniculida; Parameciidae. The record is from RefSeq and is a predicted model, not a curated record. The transcript has 2 exons.
AUGAAAAGCUGUUAAGAAUGGAAACAAUUUAAUUAUUCUUUAGAUAAGAAAUCAAAUUACUUUUCUGAAGGGUGGACAUUUACAUAUACUACCGAUCCUUAAUGUGCUAUUAUCGAUAACUCCCUCCUCAUUAACAUUUAUUAAACAGGUUCUAUAAACAGAACGGUGUUUAAGUAAUUAUAGACUAUGGGUAAUAGAUAACUACUAAUGAAUACAAUUAAAAUAAAUUUGAUAAAUAAGUCCUUCAUUUUAAGCGUAAGACACAUCAACAGAGAUAUUAAUAAGUAAUCAUCCUGA